Messenger RNA from Amoebophrya sp. A25, 443 nucleotides. The record is from the annotation of a GenBank genome assembly. Lineage: Eukaryota; Dinophyceae; Syndiniales; Amoebophryaceae.
CACGUGAAGACGCCCUAUGCGUUGUUCUUACACCAUUCGGGUUUUCCGACGCGCCAAAAUUUAGACGUUUCGCUCAAUAAAGCGCGUCGGUAUUUUGAAGAAUCCGGCACAACUUCUAUUGAGGCAGGAGAUCGUGGUGGACAGUCCAGAAAAAUGGAGGCAGUAUCACUAGCCGACAAGAUUCUUGGAAAUCGACGGGCGCUCCACAUGCCAGCAGUAUCACCUAGUCCUGAAGGAGGUGGACAAAAGGACUCACCACAUCGUGGCGAGCGCAUCCUGGUAAGUGCGCAUGAAAUGGCCUAUGGAUUCGGGUUGCGUGUGGCCGAAGCGUUUUUUCUUCUGGCGGAGGAAGCGAAAAAGGAGUCUAAGGUUAGCCAAAGUCUAGUGAGACACGCGGCUAUGCGUGUGGCACAAACGGUUGCCGGUGCCGCGGGGGUCGUCGG